UUCCUCAGGGCGGCUGUAAACACUUGUUUUUUUUUUACUUCAGAGAAUAAACAAAACCUGCCUCUCCAACAUGGCGUCUUCAGGAUAAAGAAGAGGGACUAUGUACAGAAGCGGAUAUACAACGUUUUCCUCCAAAUACUCACGAUUUCUGGCGGAUUUUGAGUCUCCAACAACAGGGUAGAGAGUGAAGCCUCGGCGUAGGGAUACACAGCAACGAGAUGGGAAAUAUGAUACUGAUGGCGCUUCUGCUGGCUCGCCUGCCGACAGAGCUGCUUGCCGUCCAGGUGAUUGUUCCGGAGACGGAGAGAAGUACGACGCUGUUUGCCUCCGUGAUCAUCCUCUGCGAUUAUUCCACCUCAGCGAACGUUCAGGACGUCCUGGUCACCUGGAGGUUCAAGUCCUUCUGCAAAGACCCCGUGCUCGAUUACUACUCCACAGCUUAUCAGGCGUCUCUGCAGCUGGGUCAGGACCCGGCCAACGACUGCCCGGACCGGCAGCGCACGGUGCGCACGGUGAUCCAGAAGAGAGGCACCAAUGAGCCCAUGCUGGGAGCCGACUACAGAGAGCGCAGAAUCACCAUUCAGAACAAGGCGGACCUGGUCAUCACUGAGGUGAUGUGGUGGGAUAACGGCGUUUACUUCUGCUCCAUCGACGCUGCCGGUGACACUUCAGGGGACUCGGAUCGAGAAGUCAAACUCAUCGUGUACCACUGGCUGACGGUGCUGCUGAUCAUCCUCGGGGCUCUGCUGCUCCUCAUGCUGCUCUGCAUCUGCUGCUGUCAGUGCUGCCCUCAGAAGUGCUGCUGCUACGUCCGCUGCCCCUGCUGUCCUCAGACCUGCUGCUGCCCCGAGAAAGCUGUGAUGCAGCACAGGAUGAUAAAAGACGCUCAGAAGGCGAUGGGCCCCUGGAUGAACGGUCAACCCAUGUAUGCUCCCAUCGGCUCCAACGGCUCCUCUCAGGGCGUUCCCAUACUUUACUCAGGCUCGUACUCGGACUACCCCACCAAACAAAACUUUGCCAUGGCUCCCAUGCAGAUGUCCCCCAUGGACCUCCAGCACCAGCCACCUCCCCCUCCUCCACACCACGUGAACAGCAGCAUGCGUAGCAGCAAUCGAGGCUCCGGACAGGUGUUGGACUACCUGGAGAACCAGGUGAGGGGUCUGGAUGUGAGAGUCCCUCCGAUGGCUCAAUACUCUCAGCAACACAUGCUGCCGUUACAGCCUCAGUACCAGCACCAGCCUCAGUACCAGCACCAGCCUCAGCACCAGCACCAGCCUCAGCACCAGCCUCAGUACCAGCCUCAGCCCCCUCCUCCUCCUUCAGUUCCCUACACCCCGGGACCCCCCAGUAUGCUGUCAGCCCUGGAUGAGAUGGGGGUGCGAGGGGUGGAGAGAAGAGUGAUCACCCUGGCUCCCAUAAUCCAGCGUGUUCCCAGCUUCUCCUUACACUCAACACCUGGAAGUGGCGACAGAGCCCGAGGGGGUCCCAGGAUAUCCAGCCAGUCGAGCGGGAGCACCAACCGCUCGGUAGGGGGCUUCCUCCCCCCCCGCGGGUACAGAGACGCCUCCCCUCCCAGGCGGGGGAUCCUGCGUGAGAACAGCGACGACUCUGAAUGGGAGAACAGGCGAGCGAGAGCGCCACACAGGGGUUCGAGGAACGAGAGAGGUGGUUCGGCCGGGAGGAGAGGAGGGGGAUCCAGACCUCGAGCUCGCAGUCGAGACGACCUGAUGGAGGAGCUGCACAGCAGGGGGGUCCGCAGGGAGAGGAGCUACUCGCCCCCCCCACGACGCAAAGCCUCCUUGAGCUCAGACGACGAGGACAGCAGCGGCAGGAGGAGAGCAGGGAACGGGAAGGACUGGCCGGAGAAACCCCCGAGCUACUUCUCUAUCGAGAACCAGGCGGAGCGCAUCAACGGCCGGAGGAACUACAACCGCCUUUCUGAUAGAAGUUCCCGUAGCGGCACCAGCGUAGUCAUCUGAAGCAUUUCUAUCUUCUUCUUUUUUAAAUAAAUACUUUUCCCUGAAUGUUUCCAGAACGGUGAAAAUGAAGACAAGCAGUAGGUACUUUCAUCUGUUCAUCAGCGUGCAAGUAUAUCAUUGAUGAUGUAAAAUGUGAUCCUACAAAUAUCUUGUUCGAAUAGACUUUUGUUCUGUAUGUAAUUGCAAAUAAUAUGAAGUUAUAUUAAGCGUCUGUGAGACUCUUAUUCAAGCUGUAAAUGUGUUCCUUCUGGUGAUGGAUAAAGGUAUCCUCCUUUCUGGUGUUUGAAGUAAAGGAUUGUGUUUCAACAAUCAGAUUGGUGUAUACUGUUUAGUAAUAGGUUCAUUAUUGUGGACAUGUUCUGUGUGAGACAGAUUUGAUUGUUUUUUUAAUAAUUUCUCAUUUUUGAAUAAUUUCUUGUACUAUUUAAAGUGUCUUUUUACCUUCUAUCCAUAAUAACAUUAUAAGCAAUACAAUCUUUAUACAUCUGUAGAAAGACAGACUCAGGUAAUGAAGUUUUUGCAUGAACACCAACAGAUAAUUGUGAUUUUCAAUAAUGUUUGGUUACAAACAUGAAUAGAGAUGCAUGUGAUUAAAUGUGUUUGUUUUAAAUAAAUCUUUUUAUAUUCA
Molecule: messenger RNA, 2607 nt
Organism: Notothenia coriiceps (black rockcod)
Lineage: Eukaryota; Metazoa; Chordata; Actinopteri; Perciformes; Nototheniidae
Product: immunoglobulin-like domain-containing receptor 1
Exons: 8
Coding region: 219-1979 (586 amino acids)
Cellular component (GO): plasma membrane
Molecular function (GO): high-density lipoprotein particle receptor activity
Source: RefSeq, a predicted model, not a curated record